AUGUGUGUGAUUGACAUCGUAUUAGAUUUAACCACUGUAUUAUUGGUAAAUAACGACGGAGGCGGACGCCUAGGUGACAGUCACGGCCGAUUUCUGUCGGUUCGUCCAGAAGUCGGUCUCCUGACCUCAACCGCACGCACCUUUAUCCAAGAGGGCGUCACAACCGAAUAUGCGACCCAGGUCGUGGGCACCACCCUAAACAAUGGUCGUCUAUAUGCCCAGUACCUGAAGAAGAGCUCGCGGGUGCUCUUCGAAAAUGGUCAGAUGUCGCCAUCUGUCGUCACUAGUUGGGUGGGUGAAGGUGUUUCCCAAACUAGCUCCUACCUGCAAAGCCACAAUGAUCUGCUCGAUGCCGAAUCGCCGGAUUGGCGGGAAAUCGACGAUAGGUUAGAUCAUCAAUUUGUUGGCAAUACGGAUUAUAUUAAGCUUGGGCACGCCAGACAAUUGAUGGAAGCUUCCGCUGCUUCCGCCUUUGCCUCGACGGAGCCAGAGAAAAUUGUGGAAGUGCAGCUUGUGGCCAACUUCGGACGUACGGAUGACAAUGCCCGGAAAGUGGCUGCGCAUAAAGUUUUGCCAAUCGGCGAUUUGCCAACGUUUACGGUCAAGAAUCAUUUUGAGCCAAGUGCAUAUCAGACAAUCGAAGGUAAAUUAAAAUCACAAUCUGAUGGCGAAUUGUCUGCUCAGAUAGAAGAAGGACGCUCCGCAAAGGUUUACUAUCAAGAUCUAAUGCAGGAUAGGAAAAAUGACAAAACAUCCUUGAACUCCCAAUCGAACCUCCAAGCUGAACGUGCCCCACCUAAUGUGACAACGAGUGUUCCGUCAACUGUUACCUACUAUGGAUUUGCAGAAUUCACAACACUCGUGGGUGAUAGUUUAAUUGUUUUCCUACCGAGCACUGCCCAGCCCAGCUCCAUUGUGGGCCACGUCACAUCCAUCAAGGGCAUGGCUACACUUAGAACCAGCGAGAUUCAACCGCAGGUCGUAAGCACAGAAAACCUUCUUGCCUCAAAGACGGCAGACAUCAAAACUUCCAGUACAACCAUAAAUCCGUGGGCUGUUUUUGUGGACGCCACGGAGACAAAGUCAACGGAGAGCAGCAUAUCGCCGUCGACUUCAGAGUUAAUGUCUGAAAUUGGACAGUUUUCAACUGCAACACCUACUCUUGAUUUGACAGCAAACGAGAAGGUUAUCGAAUCGAGCGAUGUAAAGCCAAUGUUUUCAUUGCCAACGGACCAAGAAAUUCUGGAAAUCUACGCGUCUCUGGCCAAAGCUCAAGCAGCGGCUUCUCCUUCUCCUUCUCCCUCAUUCGUAUCCGUAUCUAUCGAAACAGUGAAACAGACCCAACUUCCAAGCGUCCAACCCGAUGAGACCCUUCUGCCAAGCGUCCAACCGGAUGAAUCAAGUCUUCAGGUGCACGGAGGAGCAACAACGAUAUUCAUUGACGAUGAUCCCUUUGCUAAUUUUGUAGAGCCCACUUCUGUGUUAACUAUUCAGUCCAUGGCAGCGACAGCGACAGCAGACAUCAUUGCCAAAACAACAGCCACAUUAGAGGAGAAGGAUACGACUUCAUAUACAAGUACCGAUGAGUCGGAAGAAGAAGUGUCGACAACAACGAGCUCAGAGGCUGAAGAAAACCCUACCACCCACAGGUCACAGCCGACCGAAGAUACAACAGAUCCUGCACCUCCUCCGCCGUCACCUACACCGAUAAUUAGGGAAAUAAGUGGCCCAGAUGAAGGAAAGUGCGCACAAAUCAAGUCACAAGUGUUCUUGACGCAAAUUCCAAAGACGAACACGAUUUUAAGCACGCAAGUAGUACAGGGUCAAGCGCAUAUUCCAUUUGACAUUAAGGAGACAACUAAAUAUUACUGCAUAGAGGCAACACAGGUAAUUGAAUCCCCACAACUGGAUGUCACAGUGAAAGAGGAAAGCUCAACAGAGGCGGAGAUGGAGCCAGAGACGGAGACGGCGGAAGCGGUUAUUGAUGAUGAUUAUGUUACCGAGUCUGACAAUACUCAUCUAAUUGAUAAUGAUAAUGAUAAUGAGGAUUAUGAUAAUGAUAGCGGCUCGGACGAAGUAGAUCUUAUAUACAAAACCCUAUACACAACCUACACGUAUCUGACGACCUUUUUCCAAGGCCCAUCCACAACUGUCUCUAGCCAUACGGAAGUUGUUACCAAUGUGGUUACCUCUACACUCGAUGCCGAUAAAGAUCUGAACACGAAAUCAACUGAUAUCGUUGAUAAUGAAAUCUCCGCCACUCAAACUCAAAACGUGGACGCACAGAACACAGCUACGGCAAAGACGAUACCCUCGAAAUACAUGAUUCCCGAUGAACUGGAGAGCUUAUUGUAUGCAAGUGCCAACGAUGAGCCCUUCUCAAGGGAUUCCAAUCAACAAACCAGUUACCUUGAUGAUACGAAGUAUACAAAAACAUUCUUUACAACCUACACAUAUUACACGACAAUUUUCGCUGAGAGCGAAACGGAGAUAAUGUCACGGACUGAGGUCUUUACAAAUUACAUUACCGAACUUGGUGUGCCCAAAAAAUCGAUACCCAACGAUACUGGCAUACUGGCAUCUACAACGUCUCCAGCCAUAUCCCUGUCCGUGUCGGAAACCACAUUUAGUUCGGCAAACCUUGUUUCCAAACAACUUAAUCUUAAUAACGAGGAAGAGGAUGGAGAAAAACAUGUUACACUCGUAACCGAUGUCCGAUCGAGUAGUUCCAAUGGCGAGCAACAAGUUAUUGGCGGCAAAAUCGGGGCUGACGAUCAGGUAAGUUCCGAGAGCAAUACUGAAGAGAUCCUGCCAUCCGCAACGCUGCUCCUUCAGACCAGUUUUACAACCUUUACCUUCUACACAACAAUGUAUGUGUCGGAUAGCACGAACGUUGUGAGUCGACUCGAAACUGUUACCAAUAUCGCCACAGAAACCUUGCAGCCAACAAAGGUUUUGAGCCAUGAGGAAGCCACGCUGCCGAUCACAUAUUUUACCACAUUCACGUAUUGGACCAAAUUGGCUAAGGACGGAGAGAUCACCACAAUUAGCAGAGAGGAAACCAUAUCGAAUGUGAUCGAGCCGUCAAAUCGUGUAGCCCUUGGUUCUGAUUCCAGCUCAAACUCAAUUUCGGACUCAAGUUCAAUAUCACAGACAAGUGUUGGCUCAGAUAAAGCGAUUAGCACAAGUGAAACUGAUGUAUCAGAGCUGACAACCUUCUAUACCACAUAUACGUAUUAUACUACCUCAUAUAAAGCUAAUAAAACUGUGACAGAUUCUCGUUUUGAGACAAUCACAAAUGUGGUAACACCUAAAAGCGAUCCAAUUGCAACUUCUGCGCUAAAUAUUGAACCGACAACACCAAUAUCUAUUGCAAGCAGCGUCUCAGAGAUCACGGAAACACAGGAUAGCAAAAAGAAUGACUUGAUAUUUUAUGAUUAUAAGCAUAUAAUCGAUGCAGAAGGUGUGAGCACCUUGUACUUUACAACUCAAAUCCAAUCAACGGUCGACGCUGAGGGUAAAGCCAUUGAGGUAACCAGCAGCACAUCCAGCUUGUCUAUCGACGAGGAGAAGAAAAUGAAUAUGGCCACGGCGCUGGCAAGCGAAGGGACGACAGAUCAGAGCUCAGCUUCUGCUCGCCAAUAUAAAACUGGAUUGGUUCGACUAAUCGAGGGAACGCGAAUCGGAAAUAGUACCACGACCCUGUAUCAGUCCAAGGUUAUUGGCACCAUCAUAGACAGUCGCUAUGCGCAGAUUAUCGAGAGCACAUCCAGUUUCAUUUUCGAGAAGACCAUAACAGCUGCCAGCGUGGUACCAAGUGCAACAGUUGAGGAGAUGAUGAUCAGCAGCACGCAGAGCGUCAGCCUCCUGCAGUCUGUAGCUUUAGUGGAGGGCAGCAUCGAUGGCGAAGGUGUUACCGAAGACCCAAAUCAAGAGGAGGAGCAUGAUUCGGAGGAUGCUGAUAACGCUCGACUAGCGUUUCAGUCAAAGAAGCGAACAUUUGCGCCCGUGAUAAGACCGUUCGCCUCGCGUAAUAGGCCGACAUUUGCGCCAAAGCACAAAACUCUGAGUCCAAGCAGUGCAACAAUUAUAACAAGAUCCGACAUAACACCAACAAUAACAGCAACUCCAGCUCUCAAAUCCGUGGGCAGAUAUAGUUCAUCUCGAAGGGGUGCUAUUUCCAAUGUCCCAAACAAUCCGCUUGACAAUGGUCCGGCAUCAUCAACAUCGUCAAGACGCCUAUUCGGACGCCCAACAAAACCGUCGACCGGCUCCGGAGUUAGCCAGAGUGCGGGAAGCAUACAACAAGCGAGCCCAGGAUUCGCUCCGUCCAGAAACCGUUUUGCGUCCUCAUCACGUGCUGCCCCGAUAUCUAGCUCGAGGCGUGUUAGUAUAAAUGCUUCAUAUCGCCCGUCCAGCAGUCCCAAUUUUCGUACAUCAGCCCUGAAUGUUGCCAACUCCAAGCAACGCAUUAAGCCAACCUCACUGAACGGCCAAUCCAUGGCGUCAACGUUGGCUCUAAAGCAGGGCAGUUCAGAUGGCAUCGAUGCCGACGAGGAGAGUUCCACGGAGGAGCAGACACAGGCCAAUGAAGAAGAUGAGAAAGCAGCUCAGAAUUCCAGACGUAGUCAGAAUCCAUUGUUGCGCUUCCGUCGACCUCUCAAUCGACCCAGCGGCUUCACGCCCGCUACACGUCCCAAUGCCAGUCCGGCUACCAUUUCGCCCAGAAGGAAUCCGUUGUCGGGGCGAGCCAAAUCAACGACUACCACAACCACGACAACGACAACGGCUAGGCCACGUCCUCGUAGCUUCCAGCGACCUACCAUAUCCAGUCUUCAGGCACGAGCUAGGCCCCAAAGUAAUCUCUUUCCGCCACGUGGACUGUUCCAGCAGAAAAAGGAACCAGUGCCAGUAGACAAUAGUGAAACAAAUGAUGCUGAUAACGAAUCCGAAUACGAUGAUGAUGAGGACGGAGAGCAGGCCGACGGAGAUGGAGAUGAUGUGGAGAACGAGGCCAGACGCCGUCGCAGCUCCAAAACAAAGCCAACAAUUCUAUCGCGUAAACGGCGCCAGGCAGAUACCCUAAACAGAAGUCGCUUCCGAUUUCGUCGUCCGAAAACCGUGACAACCGAGGAGCCCAUACCCGAAGAACUGCCGGAAACUUCGCAAAGUCCAGCACGCGCCAAAAUCAAUUCCCGCUUUGGCUCCAGAUACCAGGCCAAGCAAUCAAGUACAAACGCGCCGCCCACAACAAGCCAUCGAUCUAUUCGUCCCACGAGACCCACAUCGCCACGUACACAGUUUACGCUCAGAGAGAAGGAUACCACAUCAAAGAGCAUUAGCCGGCCGGGUGGAAGUUCCUCGAAUUUUCGGCGCCAGCAACAGCCGGCCAUACGACGCAAUCCGACAGUUUCCAGCUCCGCUUCUUCCAAUUCCCGCCGACUAAAGAACUAUAGCAAUCAUAAUAACAAUAACAAUGCGGAGAGCUCCGGACUUCGUGCAUCCAGCAAUUCGCGCUCACGGAAUGGCAAUGCAAACGCUGCGACAAGGGGUCGAGGCACCAUGCGAGGCAGGAAUCGCAACGAGUACAGCUUAGAGACGCCGCCCCCGGAACUGGGAUCGGUGACAAUCACGGUUACGCAUCUGAUACCGGCGGAGGUGACGGUGCCCGUUGUAAACGGUCAGGUGACCGAAUACAAAAACAUUGUUACAGCCAAGACAAGCAUCGAGGUACUAGGACCGCAUCAGUACACCCAAAGUCUGGGCAACAACGGGCAAACGUCGCUGUUCCUAACCCGUGAGGAUUCCAGCGUGAAUGCAGCCGGUGCCACGGAGCUAACACGAUAUCUGCUGCAGGACUCCCUGACAUCGACUGUCACAUUUACGCCAACCACAAUUCGCGGCAGGAAGACAUCCUUCUCGCACGUUCUACCCUCGACCGUGUACUCGGUGGAGAACGUGGUGUCCACACUGCAGCCGCAGAUAGCGGCAAAUGCGCCGCUUGCGAAUAUUUUGCUGUCGCAGCUGUUAUUGGGCAAUAUCAACUUGCCAAGCAAUCCUCUUCUAGGCGCACUUGGCCAGCCGCAGGCUCUAGGCUUGGGCACGGGCACGGGCUCAGCGGUAGUGGAGCCAUCGUUGCCAGUUACGGAAUAUCGCACCCAUACGUCGACCUAUGUAACCACCAUAUACGACGGCAAGUCCACAAUUGUGCCGAUCACUUUCCAAGGCAAGAAGAUUUUAACAACCGUCUUUGAUACGACGGCACAGACAAUAACAGCCACAGAAUAUAGCGUUGACACAAUCAUAAAUACACCGAGCCCGCAGACGCAACAACAGCAACUGCAGCCAUCCGGACAGGUGGCUCAGGUGAACAGCCUUCUUCUACAACAGUUGCUACUUCAACAACAGCAACAGCAGCAACAAUUGCAGCUACAGCUGCCGGCACAGAUAAUGCAGACGACGUCGCCGCAAAUACUUUUGAGUGAGAACCUGCAGGAUCUGGAGGAGGGAACACGAUUCGAUGCCGACGAUAAUAUCGAUGAUAUCAUAAAGCCAGCCAUUGGCCAUGAUGAUCAUCACGUACAUUCCGGCAAGAGCCGCAAAAAGCCAAGAAAAUCAAACAAGGGGCACAAGCGCAACAAGCAACAGUUGCCCAGAGGAGGAUCGGGAGAGGAGGAGGAAAGUAGCGUGGUUACACUCUAUGUCUCUGGCCGCAGGCCAGGUGAGUUCAGCACCAUUCUGUCCACAGUGCACAAUAGCCAUGAUCACCUAGCGCCCUCCAGCUUGCACAAGAGACACGCCCAGACGGCUGCACUAUAUAUUCCGGAGGAUGAGUAUGAGUUUGGGGAAAGCGAACGGGUGCUAUCGUAUUUACGACCUCAAGAACAGUUGGCAAAGAAUUUGAUUAGCUCCGAUUUGUAUGAGGAUUGUGAGGAUUGUGCAUGGAGAGACCAUACGGCUUCUCUGGAGAGCAUCAUUGGCGAUGUCGAUCUGUGGUAUGCCAAGGCAACGAAGCAGGCUCAACCACCCUCAUCGACCACAUUUCAAACGGAUCGUUUGCCAACACUAUCCAUGUCAAAGUCGACGUUAACUUCAAUGAACGACGCCACCAAGCGACCCAGAAGGCGUAAGCUAAAGCAACUUAGCAAUAAAAACCAUCAAUUAUCUAUUUCCGAACUGGUUACCAAGACCCGACUACUGAUUACCACAACAAGUACUGAACUAUUCACACGAACCUACACAUAUGUCGUGGAGCGGGUGCACAAUGACCAAACCGAGCUUCUGGAAUCCAUCUCAUCAUUCACCCGAGUGCAUACCCGAACUCUGCCCGCGACACUGACGAUUACGCGUACUUAA
Molecule: messenger RNA, 7356 nt
Organism: Drosophila novamexicana
Lineage: Eukaryota; Metazoa; Arthropoda; Insecta; Diptera; Drosophilidae
Product: mucin-17
Exons: 3
Coding region: 1-7356 (2451 amino acids)
Source: RefSeq, a predicted model, not a curated record